Molecule: messenger RNA, 5261 nt
Organism: Oncorhynchus keta (chum salmon)
Lineage: Eukaryota; Metazoa; Chordata; Actinopteri; Salmoniformes; Salmonidae
Product: 5-beta-cholestane-3-alpha,7-alpha-diol 12-alpha-hydroxylase-like
Exons: 1
Coding region: 43-1572 (509 amino acids)
Molecular function (GO): heme binding; sterol 12-alpha-hydroxylase activity; iron ion binding
Source: RefSeq, a predicted model, not a curated record
CGGGGCUCAGAUUGUCUGUGUGAGAACGAAGAAGAAAGGACCAUGGGCUUUCUGCUGCUGAUCCUUCUGGCUCUGCUAGCCUCUGUCCUGGGGGGCUUCUACCUCCUGGGGGCUGUCAGGCAGCGUCGACCCGGGGAACCCCCCCUGGACCGGGGCCCCAUCCCCUGGCUGGGCCAUGUCCUAGAGUUCCGCAGGGACACAGCGAAGUUCCUGGAGAGGAUGAAGGGGAAGCAUGGGGAUAUUUUCACCGUGCAGCUGGGAGGAUUCUACUUCACAUUCCUUAUGGACCCUCGGUCCUUCGGGACGAUUGUGAAGGAGGCCCGCACCAAACUGGACUUCAGCAAGUUUGCACAACAUCUGGUGCAGAAAGUGUUUGGUUACCACUCCGACCACAGGUUUCCUCAGAUGUCCAGCAGCAAGCACCUGAUGGGGGACGGUUUAGUUGUCAUGACACAGGCUAUGAUGAGCAACCUACAGAAUCUGAUGCUGCACAGUGUAGGGACGGGGGAUAAUAACCAUAUGCCCUGGAAUGAGGACGGUCUGUUCAACUACAGCUACAACAUUGUCUUCAGGGCAGGUUACCUGGCUCUAUUCGGGAAUGAGACACCAAAAUCCACAGAGAGCAUGGAAAAAGCCAGAGAGGUCGACAGAGUGGAGUCCCAGGAGCUCUUCCUUGAGUUCCGUAAGUAUGACCAGCUCUUCCCCAAUCUGGCCUAUGGGGUCCUGCCUCCAGGGGAGAAGAGAGAGGCGGAGAGGCUGAAGAGGCUGUUCUGGAACAUGCUGUCAGUGCAGAAAGUGAAGACCAAGGAGAACAUCAGUGUCUGGGUGCGCGAUCAGCAGCAGGAGAGGGAGGAGCAGGGCAUGGAGGACUUCAUGCAGGACAGGUACAUGUUUCUUCUCCUUUGGGCCUCACAGGGCAACACAGGCCCUGCUGCCUUCUGGCUGCUCUUCUACCUCAUGAAGCACCCAGACGCCAUGAAGGCCGUGCAGGGGGAAGUGGAGGAGGUGCUUAAGGAGACGGGCCAGGAGGUGAAGCACGAAGGUCCUUUCAUCAACCUGACCCAGGACAUGCUGCAAAAGACGCCCAUCCUGGACAGCGCCGUGGAGGAGACCCUCCGCCUCACCUCCGCCCCUGUCCUCACCAGGGCCGUGCUCCAGGACAUGUCCCUCAAGAUGGCAGAUGGAAACGAGUACCGCAUCAGAGAAGGAGACAGAGUAGCCCUGUUUCCUUACACUGCCGUCCAGAUGGACCCGGAGGUCCACCCGGACCCACUCACCUACAAGUAUGAUCGCUUCCUGACAGCAGAUGGGGGUAAAAAGACAGACUUUUACAAAGGUGGGAAAAAAAUUAAAUACUACAACAUGCCGUGGGGUGCUGGGAUCACUAUGUGCCCAGGACGCUUCUUCGCCACCAAUGAGCUGAAGCAGUUUGUCUUCCUCAUGCUCACAUACUUUGACUUUGAGCUCAAGAACCCAGAUGAAAAGAUACCUGAUAUUGACACCAAGCGCUGGGGCUUUGGGUCCAUGCAUCCAACCAGAGACAUCCAGUUUAGAUACAGACUCAGGUUUUAAAAAUGGUUGACUGACACAAACCAGCCUUUGACAACAUUUUGACAACUGUUAAUCUGAUGAUGAUUAUUAUAAACAAUGUGCCUAAACAUUAAUUUAUCUAGAGUACAUAGUACAGUAAAAUGUAUUAUUAUAUAUUAAAAUGUGUUACAGUAUUACAAUAACUGGAUAUAAUUGCUGUGUUAAUAAUAAUUUACCUGUUCUCUCUUUGAAAAUUACUGGAAGGAAUAUUUUUGUUUAUGCUUAGAGUCAACUGGAAAGUAGAUAUUGCAUAAUUGAAAGCUGACGUAGAUAGAAAAGAAUCUGUCCUGUAAAGCCGGUGAGUAAUAGGAAAGGGUUACAGAAAGUAUUAGAAAUGCACAUAUGUUAUCUGUAAGUGAACUACAACAAAAUAUAUAAAGUUAACUUUAUCCCAUUACUCAACAAUAUGAAAGCAGACCUUAUUAAAUGGAACAGUCUUAUCAUACAGUACAUCUAACAAGUACACUCUUUCCGAAGGGUUCUUCGGCAGUCUACAGUCUACUUCGGCAGUCUACAGUCCCCAUAGGAGAACUCUUUUUGGUUCCAGGUAGAACCCUUUGGGGUCAAUUUAGAACCAUCUGUGGAAAUGGUUCUACAUUGAACCCAAAAUGGUUUUACCUGGAACCAAACAGGGUUCUUCAAAUGUUUAUCCUAUGGGGACAGCCAAAGUACCCUUUUAGGUUCUAGAUAGACCUCUUCAGAAUGGCAUGGCUCCCAAAGUUUUAGUAUGUAUUCUAGGUAAUACCAAUUACCCAGAAAGUAUACUCGGUCACAACAGACUUUAUAUGGGUAUAUAAGUCUCAUAGAAUAUAAACAAAAGUCUUCCUUGAGGGUGGUUUCAACCUUCCAGACUUGGAAUUGUAUCAAUUCGCUGAGGCUUUUACUUGCCUUAUAUAGUUAAAUGAGCUUAAGAGGAAGAUGUGCCUGCUCAUCCUCAGAAUCUUUUCAUGUAUCUAUUUUCAAAGGACAAAGCUAAGAACAUUAACCUCUUCAUAGUUAAGAAAAAAUAAACAACAUGGGAGAAAAUGUAGCAUAUUCUACAAGAAACAUUAUCACUCCCUAAAAAAACAAUCAUUGGAUAGCUUUUCAGAAUUCACCAAUAAAUUGGUCCACAUGGAAAAACUAAAAGGCAUAGAAACGGUAAAUGACUUGGUUAUAGGAAAUACAUUUAUUUCCAUGACAGCAUUAGAAAGCAAUUUUGGUACAUGAACAUUUAAUAGUUUUAUAUCACGAAAUUUCUAAUUGGAAUCUUUUUUCUUUUUUUUUUUUUUUUUUUUUACAUCAGAGCAAUCUUGAGGGAAUCCUAUUUGAGUCAGAUGGAUGUUCAUAUGAUAGGUAAGCUAUAUAAACCUUGCAGGGAGCCUAUCCAACUGACAAUCUCUUAGAAAAAAAUAUAAACUAUUGGAACCAAGACUUAAAAGGAACUGAUGUUGGCACAAGAUGGAGGGAAUGUUGGAACAUAGCUAAUGAAAUUACAGUAAAUGAAAAUGUACACUUAAUCCAGUGUUAACUAAUGUAUAGAAUGAAUUAUACAAGAGACAAAUUUGACAAAUUCAACAGCAUAAUGGCAGAGUUAUGUCGACGACAAGAAGCAAAAUAGUGCAGUUGGAGGCCAUGUUGCCGGAGAGUGAUGCUGAGGGUGUGAACAUGUUGGUCUGGGCAGGUGUGAUGUAGUUGAUGUUUGUAUUGUUUCAAAACAUUUGAUAAAAUCUUACCCCCUCCCAAAAAAGAAAGGCACAGGUGUUCAAAACCAAGUUGCCGGAGAGGAAGGAAACCGCUCAAGGAUUUCACCAUGAGGCCAAUGGUGACUUUAAAACAGUUAGACUUUAAUGGCUGUGAUAGGGGAAAACUGAACAUGGAUCAACAACAUUGUAGUUACUCCACCAUACUAAAGUAAUUGACAGAGUGAAAAGAAGGAAGCCUGUACAGAAUACAAAUAUUCCAAAACAUGCAUCCUGUUUUCAACAAGGCUCUAAAGUAAUACUACAAAAAAUGUGGCAAAGCAAUUCACUUUUUGUCCUGAAUGAAUACAAAGUGUUAUGUUUGGGGCAUAUCCAAUUCAACACAUCCCUGAGUACCUCUCACCAUAUUUUCAAGCAUAGUGGUGGCUGCAUCAUGUUAUGUUAUGGCUAUGCUUGUAAUGCUUGUAAUCGUUAAGGACUGGGGAGUUUUACAGGAUAAUAAAUAAACAGAAUGGAGCUAAGCACAGGCAAUUUUCCCAGAGGAAAAUAUGGUUAAUUUUGCUUUCCACCAGACACUGGGAGAUGAAUUCACCUUUCAGCAGGACAAUAACCUAAACCACAAGGCCAAAUCUACACUUGAGUUGCUUACCAAGAAGAAAGUGAAUGUUCCUGAGUGGAUGAGUUACAGUUUUGACGUAAAUCUAAUUGAAGAUACAUGACAGGACCUGAAAAUGGUUGUCUAGCAAUGAUCAAUAACCAAUUUGACAGAGUUUAAAGAAUUUUGAAAAGAUUAAUGGGAAAAUGUUGCUCAAUCCAGGUGCAGAAAGCUCUUGGAGACUUACCAAGAAAGACUCACAGCUCUAAUCGCUGCCAAAGGUGCUUAUACAAAGUAUUGACUCAGGGGUGUGAAUACUUAUAUAAAUGAGAUAUUUCAGUAUUUCAUUUUCAAUAAAUUAGCAAACAUUUCUAAAAAUCAUAGUUUCACUUUGUGAUAAUGUGGCAUAGUGUGUAGAUGGGGGGAGAAAAAUACAUACUUAAUAUAUUUAAUUCAGGCUGUUACACAACAAAAUGUGGAAUAAGUCAUGGGGUAUGAAUACCUUCUGAAGGCAACGUAUGUCCUAGGCCACAGUGUGGACACAAAAGGCAGAUGUCUAAAUCAGUCUACUAUCAGUUUACUAAAGUUUUCCCAAAUCCACACUCUACAUGGACUACUCGGAAAAAGUAGCUAGAAUUAUAUCAUGUGGGGGCAAUCAGUUUAAUCCACCCUGAACCACAUAAAAAGCUACUAGGCCUAUUCAGUUAGACUUGUACCCAUUUGUGCCCUUAAAGAGACUGCCUUUAAAAAAGAAACGACUAAUUUUGAACAAUGUCUAUGUGGCAUCCAUAUUAGUCAGAAGCAGUUAUUCUAGUGUCAAAAUUGACUACAUAGUGUAAAUAAGAUACUUUUGGUCAUAAAGUCAGUCUCUUCUAAACUGGAAUUUGGAACAUCCUGUGCGUCACAACGGGUAAAUGACCGUUGGGUUUUGAUUUGUCCACUAAUAUGCGGUGAACAGCUGCGGUGAUUGCUCUCUAUCCAAUAGCAUAUACAUUGAGACAGACCUGCCAAGCAGCUACGACUUUGUUUACAUAAGAUAACACGUUGUGCAUUUUUUUUUUAAACUUGAGAAAUACUGCACCAAACACCUCAGUUAGAUGUAAAAUUGCUCAACUAAAACAUCCUCGGCAAAAAUGUAAAAAUAAAUUGUCACGCCGACUCAUGCUCCCUCCCGCAGGCGCUCGAAGUCGCAGUUCUACUAACCAUCAGACCUGGCAACAAUUAUUAUGCACACAUGCUCCCAAUCAUUAAGCACACCUUGUCAUCAUUUACACUGUGAUUACUCCCGCUUUAUUUAUCCCUCAGUCAUUAGGUAAUAUUGUUCUCUCUCUCUUUCUGUACGCUGCUCAUUUUUGCUCAACAACAUCGUGUCUUUAUUAAACUCACCUACUGCA